AUGGGUUCGUUGCCUGCAGCACGCGUCACUGCCUCGCGCGUGUUCCAGAGGGUAGGCCUCGACUUCGCUGGGCCGGUCUCAGUCAAGAAUAGCCGCAUCAGAAAACCAGUAAUUGGAAAGGGAUACAUAGCUCUGUUCGUAUGUUUCACUACCAAGGCUAUACAUCUUGAGCUCUGUAGUGAUUUAACGACCGAGUGCUUUCUCGCUUGCUUCAAACGCUUCAUAGCGCGUCGUAACCUGCCCAGCGAGGUCUAUUGUGAUAAUGCAUCUACAUUCAAGGGUGCAAGGAAUAAAUUAGCCGAGUUGUAUCGCCUGCAUGCUUCUCAAACCCAUAAACAAACUGUGACCUCAUUCGCAGCUCAAAAGGGCAUACAAUUUCAUUUUAUUCCUAGCUAUAGUCCGGUGUUUGGCGGUAUAUGGGAAAGCGGAGUGAAGAGUGCGAAGCACCACCUUAAACGUGUCGUAGGUAAAAGUCUCCUCACCUAUGAACAGCUUAAUUCCGUGCUUGUUGAGAUAGAGGGCGUACUUAAUGCCCGGCCCAUUACAGCGGUUCUGGUCUACCAUAACCUGUAUGAAGCAAACCUUCUGGAAGUAUUGGAGUAA
Molecule: messenger RNA, 603 nt
Organism: Cydia pomonella (codling moth)
Lineage: Eukaryota; Metazoa; Arthropoda; Insecta; Lepidoptera; Tortricidae
Exons: 2
Coding region: 1-603 (200 amino acids)
Biological process (GO): DNA integration
Molecular function (GO): nucleic acid binding
Source: RefSeq, a predicted model, not a curated record